This is a messenger RNA of Folsomia candida, 2089 nucleotides long. Its product is annotated as zinc finger protein 62. The transcript has 3 exons. NCBI's taxonomy places the organism in Eukaryota, Metazoa, Arthropoda, Collembola, Entomobryomorpha, Isotomidae. The record is from RefSeq and is a predicted model, not a curated record. Bases 283 to 1911 code for a protein of 542 amino acids.
GGAGAGUUCUUGGUGAUGGUGUUUAAAUUGCAGGCACGAGCUGAAGGAAUAAUUAUUAUUUAAUUUAUAAGGUAAUGAUUAUAACAAAUUUCAAUACAAUAAAAAUUUAUAAAAGUUGACACACUUUAUAAUACAAAUUUAACGUAUGGACAGGCAUGUGUACAUAAGUCGAGAGGGAAAAUCUUCAAGGAUUUGUUCAAGUAGCAUCCCAAAUUUCCAAGGGUCCCCACCUCCUACACAUCUGGUAGAACAUUUGCCAAAUCAUAAAGAAAUUACAACAUAAUGAAUGAUUCCCCCGCCCAGCGCAAGGACGAAGGCGGUAAUAAAAGGAAAUUCCGAUGCGAGUAUCCCUCCUGUGGGAAACUAUUUAAGAGGAAGAAUCACCUUCAAGUGCACUCAAUGACACACUCCUCCCUCCGACCCUGCCCUUGCCCCAUAUGUCCGAAAAAAUUCAAAUACAAAACCGCUCUACAAACCCACAUCAAAACCCACAACGAGGAACGACCCCAUAUCUGUGGGUUCCCCAAUUGUGGAAAAUCCUUCCGAGAAUUGGGUGGACUUCGCCGGCACGAAAAACAUCACGGGGACUCCGACGCCCGUAAAGUAUUUCAGUGCCCCUCCUGUCCGAAACGGUUUGGAAGGAGGGAUCACCUCAAAACUCAUGAGGAAGCGGUUCACCUCCAACUCAAGCCGUUUCCAUGCCCCUUGUGUUCCAAGAGUUUCGCAACUCGCGUCGCCGUGAGGAGCCAUGUGAAGCAUUUCCACCUGAAGGAGAAACCUCUUAAAUGCGAGGAGUGUGGCAAGGAGCAUGGAACCAUGGCAGCCCUCAACACCCACCGCGAAACCCAUAAAAAUCUGAGUGAGAGGAAAUUCUAUUCUUGUAAAAUCCCCGGGUGUGAGAAAGUAUUUAAGCACGAGGGAACAUUAAAGGUUCACAGUAAAUUGCACCAUGAGGGUAUCGGCUUUCCCUGUACGAUAUGUGGGAAAAAGUUUGCUAAAAGGUCUGCCCUUCCACGUCAUGAGGCUACUCAUGUCCGAAGGAAAGAAUUGAUUUGUACAAAAUGCGGGAAAAAGUUGUCCACCGAGAAAAUAUUGGAAAAACAUGAGAGAAUUGUGCAUGGGGCGCGUUACAGGUGUGACGUUGGGAAAUGUGGGGAAACUUUUUAUGCCCUGAGCGGCCUGCGCAGACACGUGGUGAACCACGUGGCUCGAUUGAAAUGCUACUUUUGUCCCAAACUCUUCAGAUGGAAUAUGGAAUGGGAGACCCAUCUCCGAGUUCACACGUUGGAGCGCCCGUACUCUUGCCUAUUUCCAAAAUGUGGGUUUGCCAGUGGUCAAAAGAGUAACUUAAGGACUCAUGAGAGCAGGCAUGCCACUGGCCCGGGAAGUUAUGGGUGUCCCUCUUGCCCAAAGAAAUUCAUGACGAGGGACUCCUUGGCGAAGCAUGAGAAGCGGGUGCAUCUAAAAUUGAGACCGUUUGCUUGCAAUCUAUGUGGAAAACGGUGCGGUGAUCUGGCUAGUUUGAAAAUCCAUAUUUCUGGUUUUCAUUUACAAGAAAAACCCUACAAAUGUGGGGAUUGUGAGGCCGGAUUUACGGUAAAGUGCAGCUUGGAGAAACACUUGGAAUCACGGCAUGCCAUCCAUCGUAGAGUGUUUGUUUGUAGGGAGGCCUCCUGUGGGAAGACGUACUUGACCGUGGCCUCACUAAGGGAGCACAUGGAGGGGGAACACGGUGGGGGGGAGGGCUUCCCUUGUGGGUUUGAUGGGUGUGAUAAGGUGGCUAAGACUCUGGCGGCGUUCAAAAGACACAAGGUUACACAUUUGCGGAGGGAAGUUACUUGUUCCGAGUGUGGGAAAUUAUACGCGUCGAAAGAUUCUUUGAGCCAGCAUGUUAAAAGAGUGCAUAUGUGAGUGACUAGGUGUAACAUUGACCCGUGUCGAAUAGAUCAGCUUGUGUAGAGAUAUUGUAGAAAUUAUUUAGGCUCGCACCCCAAAUAACUGGAGUUAUUUUAACUAAUGCAAAAAUUCCCAGUAAACAUAAUAUGUUAACGAUUACUUAGAGAUAAAUAAAUGAGGACUGGUACAUACA